Molecule: messenger RNA, 4526 nt
Organism: Anarrhichthys ocellatus (wolf-eel)
Lineage: Eukaryota; Metazoa; Chordata; Actinopteri; Perciformes; Anarhichadidae
Gene: sec22c
Product: SEC22 homolog C, vesicle trafficking protein
Exons: 7
Coding region: 446-1357 (303 amino acids)
Biological process (GO): endoplasmic reticulum to Golgi vesicle-mediated transport
Source: RefSeq, a predicted model, not a curated record
AUGGGUUAACUAACCUCUGUACAGUAGCUAUCCAGGCAAAUAGCUACCCGACAAUCACUAUAUGCUAACUUCACUUUUAAGUGAAGAGGUUGGGGCUUUGCAUGAUACUCCGACUGGUUAAUAAUGUGUUUUUUGUCCCCUUCGAGUAUCCGUAGAAGAUUUGUUGUGGUUUUGUUGUACCCGGAAAACGAUUUCAAGUUAGCUCGUUGGCUAUAUUUAAUACAACUUCUUACGUAUGUGUAAAUAAUAGCUUAUUGAAAUUGUAUGUAUUAAUCUCAGUUAAUAGAAAUAAUGCGAUUGCACUCGUAACGGGUAUCUGAAGCUAGUGUAUUCCCUUUAUAUGAUGUUGUAACGUCGGUCAGCUAACCUUUAGGAGCUAAGUAACAAGGUGCAGCAUGAAACCGAUGACAAUGAGGCAGUGUGUUCUCCAUGGACCUUGUGGAUCAUGUCUCUGAUCCUAUUUGCCUUUGUGGUCCGGGUGAGGGAUGGACUCCCCCUGUCGGCCUCCACAGACUUUGAACACAACCGCGAGCUCCAGGAGAGGAAGCAGCAGCUCAGGACCAUCAGCAAGACACUGGCUCGUUUCCCUGAGAGAGGGACCAUCAAGGGCCGCGACCUCAACAUCUACUUCGUCUCUUCAGAGGGUGUAUCGUACAUGACCGUGUGCCACUGCAGCCUCCCUGUUGCUCAGGCCUUCUGCUUCCUGGAAGAUCUGCGCUGGGAGUUCACAGCACGCUUCACGAGCACUGUUGUUGCCUUGGCGGCCAGGCCAUAUCCGUUUUUGGAAUUUGACAGCACCAUUCAGAAGCUGAAGCAGCAUUACAACCAGAGCGGUGGUCCGGCUCUGGAGGUGACAUUGGCAGAGGUCCAGGGGGAUCUGAGGAUCCAUCCACCACAAGUAAUUAACUUGGAGGAAGUGGAGCUCACCAACGGCACUGCAAAUGGGCACAUGGAGCAAGGUCCUGGGUCUGGUCAGAAUGGAAGACUCCAACCAGUGACAGCGGCAGGCAUCCUCUCUCUGGUCCUAAAUAUCGUGUGUGCAUCUUUGAACAUAAUCCGCGGUGUUCACCUCAUAGAGUACACAUUCCAGGAUGAUUAUGAAGGUAUGUGGAAUGUUGUGGCAUUUCUUCUGGCGUUCGUCUGCUGUCUGUUUCAGUGCCACCUCUACCUGUUCCACUCAUCUCUGAAGAAACCCAGGUCCUUCACUCUGUUGAUCGCGAUUGUCCUAUGCAACCUCCACCUGCUCGGCCCGAGGAACCCGUGGCAGCUGAUCUUCCACAUUUCGGUCGCCUCCCUCUCCACCUUCCUCAUCCUCACCCGCAAACUCCAAGACAGAACCAAUGACUGCGGGGUCUGAGGAGCAGGGGACACUUUACUGCGUUGCACCACUCACAGCUCUUUCGGUGCAGGUGAGAAAGACAGGCGAGCAAAUGUCUUGAUCCACAGGAGUUAUGAAGAUGUUGUUUGGCUUUUUAACAAAAAAACAUAUUCACGACUUUUGUGUGAUCACGGAAAAUGACAAUUAAGUUAACGUGUUCUUCUUGUAUACAGUAUGUACUUGCACUUUGUGUACAUUUCUUUGCAAGACUGUAAAAAGUAUCCAGUAAAAUGCAGUUCUCUCUGGAAACAGAUACUAACGGAAAAGCUAAAAGGAGAUGUCUGUUUUAGAAACAAAAUGUUUGUGCCAUCCUGUCCUCGAAGGUUUUUGAGGAAAAUUAAGGAUUUCUUUCAGUCAGAAUCGGUGUUUGUUUUUAUGUAGAAACAAUAAUUUCAUCCAAGCCCUAACUGUUGAAGCUGGUCAUGCUUUUGAUUAAUUUCUGCUCACGUUCAGCUCAGUAUAAUUUCUGCUCGCACAGGCCGUUGCUUAUCUUUUACAUAAUCAGUUUAUCAAUGCUAAGUGACAGUUGGUGAUUGUAACAGACAGUAGAUUUAUAUCAGUGACAGUCAAGUAAAGUGAACAAUGGAGCUAUUCUUUAUUUGGGUUCCAUUAGCUGAUCAUUAGGUGACAAUAAGAACCCAAUGCAAAGACGUAAGUGUAAAGCUGUGGGUCGUUUCAUGCCUUACUGUGUGACAAUUGUUUUUAGUUUGUUUAAUUGUGUUGACUUAUGUACAAACACACCGGCAAGUGCUCAGCUAGUCAUUGCAAAGCUUCAAAUGUAAGGGCUCUUUUAUUUAAUGACUUAAUGAAAACUACAUUCAAAACUGAGGGAAUAUGAGUCUUCUAGUCAUGUAAAGCAUGAUGUCAUCGCAUAUUAUUUUACAAAGUUUGUGAUAAAAGGAGAAUUUUACACAUGAACUCCAUUUAAGACACAUUUUGGUGUGAUCAUUACACAUUUAGACCUUUUUUAGUUUGUUUGUUUUUUCUAUUGAUAUUUGCAUUGUCACAAUAUGAACUGUGGGUCAGAAUAUGAAAGCACUGAUUCGACGGGUAAAAUGCUAUUUCAAUUUGUUGGAACAAAGAUGUUUGACUGCACUAUUAGGCUUUAGAUAUGUUUGUGUUGGUUAUGGCAAUUGUUCUUGAAUGUGUUUCAUAUCUGGUUCAGCUAUUUAUAUCCUGAUUUAUGUUUACUUGGUUGAGUUUUUUUUGUCUUCCUUCAGGGUUUAUAACACCGCUCAGUACCUGUAGAUCGUAAUAAACACAGAAAUCAUACGGUAAUAAUCUAUGUCUGCAUAUAGAACGGUAGCGCUGCGUAAUGAAUAGGCAAAUACUCCUUUUAGUUACUUUUUAUAGCAUUUUGUGUAUUUAUUUAAUAAGUUGCACUAAUGUCAGUUAAGUGAGGGAGCAGAUUAGUAGUUCAUAGUGUUUGUCAGACAAGUAGAGUUGUGGCAUUGUGUCCUUUUUAUUAGACUAUUUUAUCAGGAAAGUUAGAAGGAAUUUUACAUGAAAGGAGUUCAUCAUUUUCAGUUUGUUCUCAAGUAGAUUGUGCUAUCUGGGUAUUUUGGUUAAUUGCUGAGAAUUGGACUGGCUCAGUGACUUCUGAUGCUGUGUCCAAACACUCGUUUAAAUGAGGUUUUCUUGGAUCAGGGUCAUUUCAAAUUCCAUAAAUAAGUGAAACUUUCUGGUGUUUUCUGUGUAGGACAUUGGUGACGCUGUAAUAUAUUUGAUACAAAUUAGGUUUCACUGACUCACCAUUUUCCACUGUAGCCUACAAGUUGUUGACCAAAUGAAUUGUAAAAUAAUGUUGCCGCCAAUAUUCUAAAGAUGUAGAACCAAAUAAUGUGGGGGGGUAUUUAAACAAAAUGGAAAUGAAGCAUUGUGUUGUUGAUUAUGAUGGUUUAUAAUAUUUAGUAGAAAUUCACUGUACAAUUGAAACAUAUGGCAGCCUUCUCUUUUUAUGUUUGUUAAGUCUGAUCUGAAUACAGGAAACACUUUGAAAGUCAUUCAGGUUCAGAAUUAUGUUUAUUUGGACGUUUUCUUCAUGUUCAAUACAAAACACAGUCAGCAGAAAGCUGUUAUUUGUAAUCGGACUCGUGAGGUUGAUUCAGUGGUUUUUCGUGACUGCAACCUGUUUGUAACGAUGGAAAGUGACGUAACUAUGUCAUUCAUUGUAACUGCCAAAUACACUGGUGAUCACAGGGCUUUAUUAUUUCCUGCUGUGGUGAAACUGACAUUUCGUUAAUAAAUAGUGUCUUUUUUCCAUUUGUUGAUCUUUGAUUUGUGUGUCUCUAAGAUAUGAUUACCUCCAUGUUCAGCAGUGAUCAGACAACACAAAGAUGUUUUUAUUAUUAGGCUAUUUUACUUUUUAAAGUGUGUCUACAUCCAGAUAAGAAGAGUUUUAAGCAAAGCACUUGGAACAUCAAAUGUAAAUUCAUUGAUGUAUAUUUUCCAAUAUUACACCAGAUGGAGCCCUUUCACAAUUUACUGAUCUUCAUUGAAGUUUGUGGCAGCAAAGAGUGUCGUUCAGUUAGUUUUAUUUUAUUAGUUGAUAUUUAUUAAUAUAAGUUCUGCUACAGCCUCAGCCCAAAUUAACAUUAGGCCACAGGUCAAGCACAUCAAAGUUCACAUUGAUGUUUAAACAGCUGGAAGAGUGAAAUCAAGUACAAUAUUUCAUACUUUAUCCCCAUUGUAAAUAGACUAUAAGGAAUUUGUGUUAAUUUAAAGUCCAGAUAAAAUAUCUGUAGAGUCAUGUAAGAGUUUUGCUCAAUGACAAAAUCAACUAGCAUUUUAGUUUACUUAAAAACACUGCUAAUUUUCAUCAGAUAAACAGUUUAUGUUGCCAACUUGUAGAACAAACACAGAUGGCCGUGGUUAGACAAUGCUUGGGGAGUUGAGUGCAAUCGUACUCUGCAGGCUGCUGGCGCUGAUAUUACAUAGGGCAUUUGUAAAGUGAAAGUUUAUUUCUUGUGCCUCUAAUCCGGGCAAAUGUCUUGCACAUCAAAAUAUUGACUUGGGCUUUGAUCAAAGUUACAAUAAAGAAGACAGCUUUUGGUGUGACGUGGUGGUGUCUGACGUGUUCUGUCAGUUUAAGACAGAGGACAUAAAUCUAUUUGAGGGUGAUGGAUAACACUCCGUUUCAACACAAUCA